Molecule: messenger RNA, 948 nt
Organism: Paramecium sonneborni
Lineage: Eukaryota; Ciliophora; Oligohymenophorea; Peniculida; Parameciidae
Source: the annotation of a GenBank genome assembly
AUGGAGAAGAGAAUUUUUUAAUUGGAAUAAUGUAUUCACUAAUUAUAACUAAAAAUGUUGAUUGAAAAAAUUGAAUAUCCAUUUGAUAUAAUUCCAGAACAUUUGAGAUUAAUGGAGAUACCAUCAUUCAUUCGAGCUAAAUUAAAAGCAAUUUAAUUUAAUCCCACAUUAGAAAAAAAUGAAGCUAAAUUCUAAGAAGUAAAAUACGUUGGACUUAAUCGUAUGUAUUAAGGAUAAUGGUAUAAUAAUAAGUAAAAUGGGAGAGGAUAAGAAUAUAAUGAUAGAGAAAAAAAAUUCUUUUAUGGAUAUUGGAAAGAUGGAAUAUUUGUUUAAGGAUUAAUUAUUACAGAAAACUAUUUGUUUGAAGGUGAAACCUAGGAUGAUAAAUUUUAGAAUGGAGUUCUAGUAUUUUCAGAUUAAAGAAUAUUUUCAGGAAAAUUUAUCUAAGGAGAACUUAAUGAUGAAAAAGGAGAGUAUCUUAGUAAUACUGAAAAAUACUUUGGAGGAUUUAGAAAUAGUCGUAAACAUGGAAUAGGUAUAUAUGAAGGUAUAUAUGAAGGUAUAUAUGAAAAUAAAAAAAUUAAAUAUGAAGGGAAUUUUGUAGAAGAUAUUAUAUGUGGUUAAGGUUCAUUGAUGGAAAAAGAGAAUCGAUAGAUACAAGAAGGUCAAUUUAAGGAUGGUUUAUUGGAUGGAAAAGGAGUGUAUAUUCGAUCUUUAGAAGAUUAUUAUGUAGGUAUUACAUAUUAUUAUCAUUAAUCUAUAGGAUAUUUUAAAUAAGGCAAAGAACAUGGUUAAGGGACUUUGAAGAAAGAAGGUGUAAUUUAUUAAGGAAAUUUUAUAUAAGGUAAAUUGGAUGGAUGGGUAUAAAUGACUUAAGAUAGAAAAAUUUAUAAAUGCUUUUUUCAAUAAGGUAUAGAAGAUUAAAAUAAAAGAAUAUUGAUUAAAUGA